This is a messenger RNA of Mixia osmundae IAM 14324, 615 nucleotides long. RefSeq lists its product as uncharacterized. The transcript is spliced from 2 exons. NCBI's taxonomy places the organism in Eukaryota, Fungi, Basidiomycota, Mixiomycetes, Mixiales, Mixiaceae. The record is from RefSeq and is a predicted model, not a curated record. Gene Ontology annotation, molecular function: nucleic acid binding. Bases 1 to 615 code for a protein of 204 amino acids.
AUGGCCUGUGGUCAUCUCACCCUCGGCGCGCCCGACAAAGCUUUGGCUCUACGCCCUCUAGUCGAUGCCGACUCUACCUCUCGGACACGAAACGCAGACGGACUUACUGAUCAAUCUACGGAUCACGCCAAAGUAGCGCAUGCGUGGGCAUACGAAAUACACGUUCAGGAGCCUUCCGAGCCAGAAGGCUACAGAGUCGACGAGCCUGGGUUGGGAUACGCUUGCUGGUGGCCAGAGGGAGACCAUGCCGCCCGAGCAGAACAGAUUGCCACCAUCUCACGCUCGCGACUUCUACCCGCUCGAUCAAUGGCGUACGCUGAAAUGCUAGCGAUUGCUCAUGCGAUCGAUGUCGAUCUCCAUUCGACUCGUCCGCUGCGAGUACUGACGGACUCUACCUCUGCUGUCGAAGCCUUACGAACGCCCGAAGCGUCGAAAGAGGAUGACAUUUUGGGCGACUUGAUUCGUAUGGUCAGGAAACAGAUGGCUCUUCAUGGCGGAGGAGUUCGAGUCUGUCUCUACUCAGCAGAGAUCAGUGCUACAUCUCCCGCGUCAUCGACUGAUGCGGCACUCGACGGCUAUCCCAUCGUCAGGCUCGAGCAACCAUGUCCCGUCUGA